Saccostrea cuccullata (small rock oyster) is the source of this 2194-nucleotide messenger RNA. RefSeq lists its product as uncharacterized. The transcript has 13 exons. NCBI's taxonomy places the organism in Eukaryota, Metazoa, Mollusca, Bivalvia, Ostreida, Ostreidae. Bases 2 to 2089 code for a protein of 695 amino acids. The record is from RefSeq and is a predicted model, not a curated record.
UAUGUGGUCCAUUUCAAAGUCACAAAAUGCAGUAUUUAUGAAACAGAAAGGCAGCAUAGUUGGAAAAGUGUGUGAUAUUGCAGCCGCCAACAACAAAGGAUGCAUCAAGAUAAUGAUGAAUGGCUUUGACAAAAUUGUGCGUCUUGAGGAGUUCAAUGCAGAAGACAAUGAAUACUCAAGCUUAUUUGCUGGACACCUUAGCAGUAGAAAUUCAUUUGUGGAGAGAUGGAGGACCUUAAAAGAAUCAGGGCAAACCAAAACAACAUCAACAGUAAAAGGGACUUACUCUACGAUUGAUCCAUUUGAAUUCAAAGAUGAUGCAGCAUCUGAUAAACUAAGUGAUGUGGCUACACAGAAUUUAGUACCAGUACACGUAGAAGUACACAGACCAUCUAUCGCAGAUUGCUCUGAAGUGGGUGAUAUUUCUCCGGUAAUAGCAGAACCAGUAGAAGUCUGUGAAGAUGAGUUAAAUGGUAUGAAUGAAAAUGAGAGUACCAGCUUAUCAGGGAAAUCUCAUACAGAAAAUGGAAUUCUUGUGGAGGCCAUUCAAAAGAAACUUAAAGGCUACAUGGUACUCCCUGUGUCAGAGCUACGACAACCGUCUUUCAUCAACCUGUUAAGAGAACCAGAUCGUAAGCAUGUAAAGGAACUAGAGAAAGAAUUCCAAGAAAGACCAGGGAAUUACUUUCAGCUGAUGGUUGUUAAUGCUUGCGGUGACCUAAAGGAGGACAAUUUUGAGUCAUGCACUCUUGAGGUGAUAGGGGGAAAUCACUCCAGAGAGGCUCUUCAAAACAUAAUAUGUAAAGCCCCCAAUCCAUCUUUGUUUGAGAAGAGAAUGUGCAUCGUAUACACAAAUCUAAACCCUGACGAGGCCAAGUAUGUUGCCAAUCAGCAUAACCAGGUCAGAAAGUUUGGUACUGACCUUGACCUAAUAGACAGAGCUGGCUGUUUCAGGUAUGCUCUGUUUGAAAAAGCUGGCUAUACAGAUGUCAAGGACACAAUUACUGAAAAGACCCCGGAACAAAAGGACACCAUUCAAAAAUGGAAGGAGGGGCUACAGCUAUGUGUCGGAGCAGUCAGUAGAAAAACUCUUAACAACCGAUUCAGGUUUGAAAUAAAGUUAGCACAACUUGACACGGAAAUUUGGAAAGAAUUUCUUGAGUUUCAUAAGAAAUUGAAAAAGGAAGUUAAGAAAGAGAAGAUCAGUGGGCGACUAUUAAAGCCAUUAAAUGGAAUUCUAUCAGGGGACUUGCUUAAAUUCUUGAAAGAGUACAACGCAGAAACAAUUAACUUCAAGCAACUGAUCUCUCUCUGCAUGGAGUCAAAAUCCAAUGAAGCUAACAAAAAGGAUGAAAGGUCUGAACAAGGGACAUUGGUAUCAAGCUCUGAAGUAGAGACCUCUGUUGAGCCAAUGAAUGAUGGAGUAGAGGAAGAGGAGGCUAUGGAUUACACCAAAGUUAUUGAGGCACUGAAGAGAACAGCAGCUAAAGAGAAAAAGAUCAAUGGCGAACUGAAGCUGGAGAAUGCCGAAUUAAAAGAGGCAUUAGAAACAUCAAAAAAGGAAAAAGCGGAUAUUAAAAAAGAUCUUGCACAAAGAUUGCUUACUGAGAAGAAAAUGAAUGAUGAAAUUCAGCAAUUAAAGGAAAAGCUUAAUCAAGUAACGAAAGAAUGUAGGAUUUUGAGGGAAAAACAAGGCAAGAUUACUAAAAGGAAAAUCACAUCAGCAGUGGAUGUCAUAGAAGACACUUUACCAGUGAUGAAAAAACCAGCCACUGAUGAAUGGAGUUUUAAGGAGGGACGGGAGGACCUAGACGUAGGCAGGAUUGUGGCAAUUACACCAAUUCGCCAAAAAGAUGUUGUGGAUGGAGAACCAUGGUUGGCCUUGACAAAUAAAGUUGCCAAAACUAAGAUCAAAGUGUCAUGGCUGCAGGGGAGCUACAACACCAGUUGGAUACCCAAUCCAGACUUUGAAGGGUGUGCUCCAGAUAGCAUCCCUAGAAAUAGGGUGGCAUGUAGCUUCAAGUUUAUCGGCGAUAAAAUCUUGCCUGGCUACAUUGUAGAUAAGCUAAAGAAGAUAUUUAAAAAUUAAGACAUAAGAAAACCUAUGCAAAUAAGCCACAAAUAAGUAGUGACAAUAGUAUUGGGUACAUCAGUAUUGGUCUCCACUACCAUUAGAACUAGUUUCAUUAUGACA